AUGGUUCAUCUCCAUCAUGCAACUGUGGUUUCGCCUUUUAUUCAAUUUGAACGCUUCUCAAAAUUUGAACGACUUAUAAGAGCUCUGGCAUAUGUUUAUUUGUUCGGAGACCGCAGUCGGCGAAGAAAAGAUUCGAAGGAGUUAACUCGUGAGUAUCUACAGCUGGCGGAGGCAAGAAUCUAUCAAGCGGUGCAGGAAGAAUCAUAUCCCGACGAAGUGGUCACAUUAAAGAAGAAGCAAACGCCGGAUCGGAAUCCAAGGAUCGACAAGACCAGUAUACUGUACCAGCUGUCACCGUUCUUGGAUGGACUGGGUGUUAUACGGAUGGAGAGUCGGAUGAACAAUGCUUUAUGUGUGCCGUACGAAACGAGGUAUCCGAUGAUUCUGCCGAGAUAUCAUCGUGUGACGUGUCUGAUGAUCGACUACUAUCACCGCAGAUAUGGACACGGUAGCAACGAAUCAGUAUUGAACGAGAUCCGCCAAAAAUACCAUGUAUCUAGACACCGGGAAGCACUUCGUCAGAUAUCCAAGAACUGUGUCUGGUGCCGUGUUUACAAGAGUAGACCAAAAACGCCGAAAAUGUAUCCGCUACCGUCAGCAAGAUUGUCGCCGCAUGUACGGGCUUUCACUUUCGUUGGCCUCGACUAUUGUGGCCCGUUCCUGAUCAAGGUCAACCGAUCAAGUGUUAAGCGAUGGAUCGCUCUUUUCUGCUGCCUAACAGUCAGAGGUGUCCAUCUGGAAGUUGUACACACUCUGACAACAGAGUCGUGCAAACUGGCUAUUCGCCGAUUUAUUUCCUGCAGAGGUUCCCCACAGGAAAUAUACAGCGAUCAAGGAACUAAUUUUGUGGGGGCAAGGAGAGAAUUGGCCGAAUCGCUGCGAAACGUGAACCAAGAGUUGUCAGAGACGUUCACCAACACUCGUACUAAAUGGCACCUGAAUCCACCAGCGGCGCCACAUAUGGGCGGAGCCUGGGAGCGUCUCGUCAGAACCGUCAAGGCCGCAUUGGCGGCUCUGAAACUUCCGAAUAAGCCGAAUGAAGAGACAUUCGCCACAUUUGUAGCUGAAGCAGCAUCAAUGGUGAACUCAAGGCCGUUAACUUAUGUGCCAUUGGAGGACGAUUGCCAGGAGUCUCUUACUCCAAAUCACUUCAUCCUGCUUAGUUCAUCCGGAGUUGUGCAGCCUACGAAGACGCCGACGAACGAACGUGAUACUUUGCGCAAUAACUGGAAACAGAUUCAAAGCCUGUUGGAUCAAUUCUGGUCUCGAUGGAUCCGCGAGUGCCUACCGGUGAUUGCGCUGAGAGGAAAGUGGAUAGAAGACGUUGAGCCAAUUAAGAUGGGGGAUCUGGUGGUUAUAGUAGAGGAGACAGUCAGGAACAGCUGGACUAGAGGGCGGGUUGAGCGAGUGUACCAAGGUAAAGAUGGGCGGAUCCGCAAAGCAGAUGUUUUGACCAACAACGGAGUCUUCCAGAGGCCCGUUACGAAGUUGGCGGUGCUCGAUCUUGCAGACCGUGGUAUAGCUGGAUCAUAA
This is a messenger RNA of Toxorhynchites rutilus septentrionalis, 1533 nucleotides long. RefSeq lists its product as uncharacterized. Gene Ontology annotation, biological process: DNA integration. Bases 1 to 1533 code for a protein of 510 amino acids. Lineage: Eukaryota; Metazoa; Arthropoda; Insecta; Diptera; Culicidae. The transcript has a single exon. The record is from RefSeq and is a predicted model, not a curated record. Gene Ontology annotation, molecular function: nucleic acid binding.